AUGACAGAACAGCAGUUAAAAACAUUAUGCCAAAAGCGAGGACAGACCAAAGCCAAGCUUACUAGAUUUAAAAAGUAUGUAGAUGCAAUAGUAGAUAAUGACUUGUCCCAGUUAAAAAGUAGACUAGCCCUAUUUCAACCUCUUGUACAAGAAUUUGAACAGAUACAAGGAGACAUAGAACUUCUUGAUUCUGAAUCAGAUCACGAAGCUGAAAGGGAAUCGUUUGAAAACACUUAUUUUGAAUUGAUUGCCCAAGCAGAAGCUCUCCUCACUGACAACCAACCAAUUUCAACCCCAUCUAGCUCGGUAGUUUCUAAUAAUUCAUCAAUUAGUGUAAAGUUGCCUACUAUAAAACUCCCUACAUUUGGUGGAAAAUACGAGGAGUGGACAUCGUUCCAAGAAAUAUUUCAUUCUCUCGUCCAUGACAACACGUCACUAACAGACACACAAAAGUUUCAUUACCUCAAAACAUCACUUCACGGUCCAGCUAUCAGCGUCAUAGAAUCCUUAGAAGUUACCUCAGUAAACUACACGACUGCUUGGUCCCUACUUAAGGAAAGGUUUGAAAAUAAAAGAAUCCUCAUCAACAAUCACAUAGCUUCUCUAUACAACAUCAACAAAAUUGAAAGGGAAUCUGGAUUAGAGUUAAGAUCAUUAAUAGAUUCUGUAAACAAGCAUUUACGUGCUCUAGAAAACCUAGGUCAUCCAGUGCAAAGUUGGGAUACUUUAUUGAUAUUUACAUUGACCAAGAAGCUUGACCACCCUACACUUAGACUUUGGGAGAGCCACAUUGUAUCGUCAGAUGUACCAACAUUCUCAAAUUUCAUAACAUUCCUAAAAUCUAGAUGUCAAACAUUAGAAGCAAUCGACUUGAAUCAUAGCGAUCAAUCCACUAGUCCAUAUAGUCAUAGCAACAAAAUGCUACAUCACAAUAGACAUAACACCAUAAGCAAUAGUCAUAGCAAGCAGUCAAGUGGUAGUCCACAUAGUUAUAGCAACCAAAUGCUACCUCACGUCAGACAACACACUACUCUAGUUACCAGCAGCAGUAGUGUAACAUGUCCAUAUUGCAAUGGCAAUCACAAGAUAUUCCAAUGUAAUCAGUUCAAGUCACUGAAGCCCACAGACCGGUAUUCCAGUAUCAAGGAGCUAGGUAUGUGCAUAAACUGCUUCUCAAAAUCACACAAAAUUAAAGACUGUCAAGCAGGAGCCUGCAAAGUGUGUAACAAUAAACACAACACAAUGUUACAUUUUGACUCGGACACUGAAAAUCAUCACAUCAUCGACCAAUCUACAGAAGAACAACCAAACAAUCAUAGUACAUCUUUCAUGACAACAACACUUGCAUCUCACUGUGACAACCUUCAAGUAGUACUACCCACUGCAUUGGUCGACGUAGAAGAUAAUGAAGGCAACAAGCACCAAUGCAGAGUACUAUUAGAUUCAGCUUCACAAUCUAACUUCAUCACAGAAAACAUGGCAGAUAAGUUAAGAUUGCACAAACACAAAACGUCUACCAUCGUAAGUGGGAUCAGUGAACAACAGGCAAACACUUCUAGCUCUGUCGUCUGCAAACUUCAUUCUCAACACACAGCUUACAAGACUUCAAUAGACUGCCUAGUAAUUCCAAAAAUCACCCAUCACCUACCACGUAUAGAGAUGAACACGGACAACUGGCAGAUACCACCAUCAUUAAACUUAGCAGACUUUCGAUUCAACACACCUGGUCCGAUCGACAUGCUUAUCGGGGCCGAACUAUUUUUCCAUCUCUUGAACAUAGGACAAAUGAGGCUGCACCAAAAUGGACCACUUCUUCAGAAGACAUCUCUUGGAUGGGUCGCUUCUGGAAAAGUUAAAACAAAUCACAGUCCAACUCUACGUUCACACUGUCACCUCACCGUCAGCAACUACGGAGAUAUGUCUACACCUCAUUCUGUCAACGCUACCAACUUAGGGAGGUCAGUGGAUCAGCAAUGGAGAUCACAAGCCUCCAACUUCCAUUCUAAUCAGCGGGCGAUCAUCAGAGAUGACAACCGACACUUCACCAGUGGGAAACUGCGAGGUCCAUUGACGUCCAUCCCGGAGCCGACGGCAAGGUCAGGGUGGCCACAGUCAAGACAGCAACAGGGAUCUUCAAAAGAGCCGUCAACAAACUCUGCGUCCUCCCCAUUGAGCCCAGUGAUCCUGUGUCAUGUGUCAACCCAAAUGGUCAAUCAGAGUGAAAGUGAGUGA
Messenger RNA from Macrosteles quadrilineatus (aster leafhopper), 2232 nucleotides. RefSeq lists its product as uncharacterized. The transcript has a single exon. The record is from RefSeq and is a predicted model, not a curated record. Lineage: Eukaryota; Metazoa; Arthropoda; Insecta; Hemiptera; Cicadellidae. Bases 1 to 2232 code for a protein of 743 amino acids.